Cryptotermes secundus is the source of this 3261-nucleotide messenger RNA. Its product is annotated as EH domain-containing protein 1. Gene Ontology annotation, molecular function: calcium ion binding; cadherin binding; GTP binding. Lineage: Eukaryota; Metazoa; Arthropoda; Insecta; Blattodea; Kalotermitidae. Bases 409 to 2094 code for a protein of 561 amino acids. The transcript has 7 exons. Gene Ontology annotation, biological process: endocytosis; endosomal transport. Gene Ontology annotation, cellular component: plasma membrane; clathrin coat of coated pit; cytoplasm. The record is from RefSeq and is a predicted model, not a curated record.
UACUACGUACCCUAUAUAUCUCUUAGGCUAGGAACACAAACAGCGACAUCGGCCGUACGAACUCUUUUUCACCCUUUUCACAUUAGAAUACAUUAGAGCAUUAGAGCGACCAAAGUCAUUCCUUUGCUCUCCGACUGUCGUACGGUAGAUGUCGCAAGUCGUCACGUACGAAAGCUAAGACGGCCAAGACCGGCUAAGACUACAUUUUGUAUUCUACUACUUGAUGUGACAUGUACCGUACGUACGUCGCACGACCGAUGUCUCUGUGUUCCUAGACUUGGCCAUAAAAAUAAAAUCACUGAACCGAUAUUUUCUGGUAGCAUUUGCGGAACCGGAAUCACCGGUAUAUUGCCGUCACUGCCCGUGAGUGUCACGUGUCUGGUGCUAAUAUAAAAACAUAUAUUUAAAAUGUUAUGGAAGACUUUGGUUUUUAAAACCCGGUCAACAUGCCUUUUCCACAGACGUUCAUUAAAAUGGCUUUUCGGAGGAAAUGAACAGGAAUCAUAUGCAAGUGUUGUAGAUGGGCUGAAACGGGUGUACAGAACAAAACUUCUCCCUCUAGAGGAAACAUAUUUAUUCCACGACUUUCACUCCCCAAAGCUGAAUGAUGCCGAUUUUGAAUCAAAACCCUUAAUAUUGUUCAUGGGACAGUAUUCUACAGGAAAAACAACUUUAAUAAAGCAUCUGCUGGGAUGCGAAUUUCCAGGAAUGCGUAUUGGACCAGAGCCUACAACGGAUCGUUUCAUAGCUAUAAUGCAUGAUGACAAGGAAGGAGUAAUUCCAGGAAAUGCCUUAGUUGUAGAUCCAAAGAAACAGUUCCGACCCCUGUCUAAGUUUGGUAAUGCCUUUUUGAAUAGAUUCCAGUGUUCUACUGUUAAUUCUUCAGUUCUUAGGACUAUUUCCAUAGUUGAUACCCCUGGGAUCCUAUCUGGUGAGAAGCAAAGAGUAGAUCGUGGAUAUGAUUUCACUGGGGUCUUGGCAUGGUUUGCAGAAAGAGUUGACCGAAUCAUUCUCCUGUUUGAUGCCCAUAAACUUGAUAUAUCUGAUGAAUUCAGGAGAUCAAUUGAAGCACUGCAUGGACAUGAUGAUAAAAUCCGUAUUGUUCUUAAUAAAUCUGACAUGGUAGAUCACCAGCAGCUUAUGCGGGUUUAUGGAGCUUUAAUGUGGUCGUUAGGAAAAAUUUUAAAAAUGCCUGAAGUUGCAAGAGUGUACAUUGGUUCCUUCUGGGAUCAGCAGUUGCGGAACGACUUAAAUCGGAGGUUAUUUGAAGAUGAGGAACAAGAUUUAUUUCGAGAUAUACAGUCCCUUCCAAGGAAUGCUGCUCUGCGAAAACUGAAUGACCUCAUUAAAAGAGCCCGCUUGGCCAAGGCGCAUGCCUAUAUCAUCAGUUCGCUACACCAGGAGAUGCCUAUGUUAUUUGGAAAGGACUCUAAGAAAACUGAACUGAUCUCAAACCUGGAUCAAAUUUAUUCCCAACUGGAGAACAAGUACCUUAUCUCCCCAGGAGACUUUCCUGAACUCAAAAAAAUGCAGGAGCAGCUGAUGCGUCAGGAUUUUGCAAGGUUCAGUUCCCUGAAGCCACACCUGCUGGAGGCAGUAGACCGGAUGCUGGCUAAUGACAUUGCUCGUCUGAUGGCCAUGAUUCCUCAUGAAGCUUUGACUACUGAUUCGUUUGUUAAGGGUGGUGCAUUUGAAGCAGUGGGGAGUAAAGUGGGGCCAUUUGGUUACAAGCGUGGGGAAGGUGUUGAUGCUGGGGCAGGUGAUUUAGAAUGGAUCGUCGGUAAAAAGCGCGCAGAGUAUGAUGCCAUCUUCAAGAUGCUCAACCCAGUUGAAGGAAAAGUUAUGAGAACAGAUGUGAAGCUGGAAAUGAUGAAGUCUAAGCUGCCUAGUUCGGUACUUGGAAAGAUCUAUGGAUUGGCAGAUGUGGAUCAAGAUGGCUUACUUGAUGCUGAUGAGUUUGCUCUUAUGAUGUAUCUUAUUUCAGUCAAAUUAGAUGGUCAUGACCUUCCAUCUGAAUUACCUUCUCACCUGAUUCCUCCCUUGAAGAGAAAGGGUGUCCAGCAGACAGCUUCCAUUUCAGAGAAGACAAGUUGAGGUUUAUAUGACAUAGGAAUCACUUUGAUAGACUGCCAGGCUGUGAAAAGGGCUGGCAUUUGGUUGAGUUCCUCAUGGGCUAGCUGGAUUAUUCCAGUGGCAAAGAACACCAAGUACACAUGUUGCUUAUAGAACGUUCAAACUAAUAAUUUCCUGUCUUUAGAUAACCCUCUAUAGCAGCAGUUCUCAACCAGUGUAACAUGAAGAGCCCACAGGUGUGCCACUGGAGUUCAGGGGAAAGGUUGAAAAGAAGCAAAGAAAAAAUUGAAUAAUAAAAAAGUCAUCAAAAUCCAUGAUCAACAUUGUUUUAAAUAUAACACAAUGAUUAGAAUUUUACCUAUUGAACUUUUAAACACAAUCUUAUUAAGCAUUUUUUUCAUUAUUGAUAAAAUCUCUCCUUAAAAAAUUGAUAGUGCACCUUGACAAUUUUAGUGCCUUGUUUGGUGUGUUAUAAGUUGAAAAAGGUUGAAAAACUGUGCUCUGUAGCUCUCUUGUGUCUGACUGAAGCUGAGAUAGCUCAGUCAAUAUGCUGACUAAGCUGUGUGCUGGAUGACCUAUGAAUCAAGUUUCAAGUCCCAGGAGGCAGGAUAUUUUUCUCUUCUGUACAAUAUCCAGACCAGCUUUAUGGCCCAUCAGCCUCCUGUCCGGUGGUUACUGGGGUGUCCUUCCCCAGAGUUAAAGCAGCUGGGGCGUGAAGCUGAACACUCACCUCCAUCUAGUGCUGAUGUUCAAAAUGCGUGGAGCUCUACAACCUCACUUCCUCAUAUGUCUUGAUCAAGUGACGAGCUGUGGCUGGAGGAGCAGGUUUCGACUCCUGCAAGAAACAGAAUUUUCUUAUUUCCUGCCAUAACCAUACAGGCUCUGGGGCCUACCCAACCUCCUGUUCAGUGAGAUAGAAUACAGUGCCCUUCCACUGAAGUAAAGUAAAUAUGAAGUGACACACAGAGCUGCAUCAUUGCUAACAAUCUAGCUUGACUUUCACAGUGCUUUUCAAUCAUGUAAUCUAAAACAUCACACUAGUCGAGGGUAUGUUAACAGUCACAUUGACUGUCAGCUUACUCCAUGUUGAGUAGUAGAAAACCCAUUCACAAUCUCCUGCCACCCUCCCACAUGCAGUUACUGAGCCAAGGCCAAGCUUGCAGAUUGGUGGCAACAACUGUACAGACA